AUGGCAAUAGGUGUUGAGUGUACUUUUUUUAGUUAUUUAUUACUAAGUUAAGUCGAGAAAAAAAUGAGGAGAAACUGGAAAAGGAGAACAAAUCGAAAAACACAAAAAGGAGAAGAAAAAGAAAUUAAUGUAUUUAUUUAUUAAUUAAUUAGCUAAUCAAUUGAGAGAUGCUAAUACUAAGGGAGAAUUUAUAAAUUUGAAUGGAAAAAUGAAGAUAUUUUAAAAUAAAAGAAAGUUAAAAAGAUAUAUAGAUAGAUUGAGAUACAGGCAGAUAGUCAUAUAAAUAGAUAGAUAGACAUGCGGAUAAAUAGAUGA
This is a messenger RNA of Tetrahymena thermophila SB210, 315 nucleotides long. RefSeq lists its product as hypothetical. The record is from RefSeq and is a predicted model, not a curated record. NCBI's taxonomy places the organism in Eukaryota, Ciliophora, Oligohymenophorea, Hymenostomatida, Tetrahymenidae. The transcript has a single exon.